Molecule: messenger RNA, 1093 nt
Organism: Symsagittifera roscoffensis
Lineage: Eukaryota; Metazoa; Xenacoelomorpha; Acoela; Convolutidae
Exons: 5
Coding region: 95-1003 (302 amino acids)
Source: RefSeq, a predicted model, not a curated record
UUUAUCCGCUCGUUCAGUUGCCACAAACGCAUUCUGUUUGACAGUUGCAAUAUAUUUAACUUUGUCAACCUAUUACAAAAAUACCACAUAAACCAUGACUUGCAUCGGGUCCAUCUUGUCAUAUACUGCAUCUGUUUUGAUUUUCGUACUUCAAAUUGAAGCCUCGUCCGCAUCAUUUUAUGACUUUCUUAGCAGUCAUGGCAGCAACAGAGGUCACGGUGGUCUAGACUGGUGGGGGGACAGGACGACUCUGUUGAGAAGGUCUCUCCUCCGCGCAUCCCUCAAUGAAGUCAGCCUGAAAAGGGAGAGCAAACAUGGUCAUGGAUAUGGUCACAUAUACCUGCAGGAAGGCAUGACUGCUACAUUGAAGACCAGCAGCUGUGAUUCAGAAGGAGUUCCUGGAGAUGACAAUGCAGUGUUGGUGUUGAACCCCUGCAAGACCGAGCCCAACUCGCCCCAGUGCAUUUUCGAGUCAGCAAAGAACUACACACUCAAGAUAGACUUCGAACCAGUUCGUGAACUAGUCAGUCCCCGAAUUGAAGUCUCGCUCAUUCUACCUCAAAACAAGUCACAACAGCAACUAGAACAGGCACCUGGCUUAGCAAUAGGGGAAGAGUGGGGGGAGGAAGUCGCCCUGGGUGUCACUGAAGAGGGGCUAGUGUGUGAAGGGGGCAUGUUGAGUUACGGGAAGUGUCCUCUGAUGCCCCGAUAUGUGUAUGAGAUUAAGACCAUGUUGACAGUCCCACUCCUCUCCAUUGUGAUUACGGAAGAAGUUAAGCUGGCCAUCCGAAUAACGGGCUUAAAAAAGAACCCAGAAGUUGUUGAUGACACUACGAGUGAUGGUGAAAUUGAACCAGCGCGGGAAGAAGUGAUGUGUCUCCAGGCUAAAGUGCAGUUGUCCAACCCCCUCGAACAGUACCUGUUGCAACACAGUUUCACACAACUCCCCAUUCUUCCGUCCGACCCCAUCCUAAACGCGGAGAUAGAAUCGGGCGAGAAAUAGAUGAACUGACACCAAAACUACAUUUAAAUUAUUCAGUUUCAAUUCGAUUCAGUUUCAAAGUUCAGCUAAUUUAUAUUUGUGUGCAACAAA